AUGAAUACAUCAAUUUAUGAAAAUCAAGUAAAUGUUGAUGAUGAAACUAAUCAAACAGUUAAUCGAGAUUUAUUCCAAUCUAAUAAAAAUCUAAAGAAACACAUUCGUCAAUGUAUGAAACAUCCUGAGAAAAGAAACCAAAUAAUGAAUGGAGAUAAUAAUAAUCAAUUAAUCAAAUUACAACAAUAUAAAAAUGAAGCAUUAACAUAUAAACAACAACUUAAAAUAUGUCAGAAAACAAUUAACCAUCUUCGAACAACAAUUCAUCUCAUGGAAGAACUUGAGCAAUUGAAAAUUACGGAACAAGAAUCCGGGCAGCAAUAUGAAACUAUUCCUACAGAUUAUAAAGUCGAUCCAAAUCAUAAACCAAGUUAUCAAUGUUGUCUGAAAAUUUUUGAACAAUAUCAAACAUUAUUUGAUAUACAUUGUUUUAAACAAAUUUCUACAUCACUUACUGAAUUGUAUCAUAAUUAUCAAGAAAUAAAUACUUUAAAAAAAUCAACAAAAAUCAAAAAUACGAAUGAAGCUAUAGAAAAAAUUCAUACAUAUAAUAAUCCUGUACCAUAUUAUCAUCAAAUUAUUGAAAAAAUAAUUAAAUUACUUGAAGUAUCAAAAUCUGAUCAAAUAAUUCCAGCUAUAAAAACACUUCUACUAUUAGCACAUACUGAUAUUCAAUGUUAA
Messenger RNA from Adineta steineri, 681 nucleotides. The record is from the annotation of a GenBank genome assembly. NCBI's taxonomy places the organism in Eukaryota, Metazoa, Rotifera, Eurotatoria, Adinetida, Adinetidae.